Messenger RNA from Beta vulgaris subsp. vulgaris (sugar beet), 1162 nucleotides. RefSeq lists its product as uncharacterized. The coding region runs from base 221 to 964 and encodes 247 amino acids. Lineage: Eukaryota; Viridiplantae; Streptophyta; Magnoliopsida; Caryophyllales; Amaranthaceae. The record is from RefSeq and is a predicted model, not a curated record. Gene Ontology annotation, molecular function: succinate dehydrogenase activity; electron transfer activity. Gene Ontology annotation, biological process: mitochondrial electron transport, succinate to ubiquinone; tricarboxylic acid cycle. The transcript is spliced from 4 exons. Gene Ontology annotation, cellular component: membrane.
ACAUAAAAAAACGCACUUUGACAAAAAUAAGUUGACGAGAACAUAGCCUUAGCAGACCGGCCCAAACGAAGAAUUGUCAUAUGACGAAGAACUCACAAAUCACACACCAACCGGACACAGGAGCCCCCGACUCCAGAGCCUGUUUCUAAAAAAAAAAAGUUGAUUCAGAAGCUCGAAAAAAAAAACUAAGUAAUUCAUCUUCAGAUCAUUGAUUUUCAUCAUGUCGAUGAUUUCUCGAAUCGGCCGUAACAUUUCCAGAUCUGCUCGUUCUUCAUUGUUGAAUGCAACAAUUGGUUGUGAUGGAUACGGGAUUCGAACUGCUGCGAUUGCAAAUCAAUCAGCUGGAUUUACAUCGCGCAGCGAACAAGGUUUAGGGUUCGUGAAUUCUUAUUUUUCAUCAAUUGGAGCUGGAAAACAGGCUAAUCCUUCAUUUUCGUCUGUUUUUCGUCCCAAUUUCGCUAACCCUAGCUUUGCUAGGUUCUUCUCCACUGAUGUUGCUGAGAAAAGGAAUUAUGAGAUAAAUGUUGCUAAGGGAGAUAUUAAUGAUGAUGAUCAUAAGAAUGUCCUUCGCCCAUUAUCCCCUCAUCUUCUCAUUUACCGGCCGCAGUCUAAUUCCACCUUGUCGAUUUUGACUAGAGUAUCAGGAAUGUACCUUACAGGCAUAUCUUUGCUGUUCUCCCUUGGGCUUCUAAAGAUGGGCUCUAUUUGCCUUACCUAUCCAAGUUUCUACCAGGCUGUCUUUUAUUCAUCAAAGCUCACUUUAGUAUCUCUUGAGAUUGCUGCUCUUGCUCUUGGGUGUUAUGCUUAUCAUGGAAUAAGUCAUAUGACGUUCGACGGGAUGCAAAAGAUUCUGACUGAUUAUCUUCACAAUGAUAUGACCCGUAAUAUGAUCUUGAUCGGUUGGAGAUUGUUGCUUCUUAUUGCAAUCACAGAGGUUGUCUCAUUUCUCUUUAUUUCAAAUUAAUAUUUUCACUUUGAGCGCUAGAAUAAACAUCUGCCAUGAGAGGAACUCGGGAACAUCUUGUUGAAUUCACAUUGCAAGUGAAAGGUGUAGAUUUGUCCAUUCUAGCGUACUAACUAAGGAACGCUAGUGAAACGAUGGUUUGUCGAAACUAAUAAAUUUAAGCUUGUGUUUCUUAUGCAAAUUUUUUUUGGGUGUUUA